Messenger RNA from Penicillium chermesinum, 927 nucleotides. RefSeq names its product putative bZIP transcription factor (Fcr3) (gene rsmA). The record is from RefSeq and is a predicted model, not a curated record. Gene Ontology annotation, cellular component: RNA polymerase II transcription regulator complex. Gene Ontology annotation, molecular function: DNA-binding transcription activator activity, RNA polymerase II-specific; transcription cis-regulatory region binding. The transcript is spliced from 3 exons. NCBI's taxonomy places the organism in Eukaryota, Fungi, Ascomycota, Eurotiomycetes, Eurotiales, Aspergillaceae. Bases 1 to 927 code for a protein of 308 amino acids.
AUGGACUUCUCCAACUUCGCUGAGCACCAAUCCCAGUCUUUUCCGCUAUACGGCCUCCCUACUCCCGACCAUAAACCGCUGCAGAACCCUGACGAAGCUCUGCGCGACCCAUUUGCCCUGAGCAGCUUCAACCAAUAUUUCCCUGGAUACGAUUCUUCUCUCCGUAUUGACCCCUCCUCCUACGUUCCGCCACCCCAUUCACCGCCAGAUUCCUUCACCAAGCACUCCGCCGGGAGCAGCGACCAUGCAAACUAUACGAAUCAAGACCAGGCUCUAGGAGAUGGCGACGAGGUUCAUCUUCCAGAUCCUCCCGUUGCGCGGAGUAGCAGCGAGGAGAAAGACUCCUCGGUACCCGCCCAAAGCAAGCGGAAGGCGCAGAACCGGGCAGCUCAAAGGGCUUUCCGCGAGCGGAAAGAGCGCCACGUUAAAGACCUUGAGGAGAAGGUACUCUCGCUAGAGGAAGCUUCGAACAACUUGCGAGCCGACAACGAGCGCCUGAAGCGCGAACUCGCCAAGUUUGCCACCGAGAACGAGAUCCUGCGGGCUACGUCUUCGCUAAAUGCCGGGAACAAUAAUUCAGAUCGUUCAGUGCCGACGACCGUUAAUGGGCCGAUGACAUUCACGCCAACCGACUUCUACACUAAGUUAGCGGACGGCGAGGAAUGGGCGGAUAACCCGAUGCCAAACCCGACCAAGCAUCGUUUACUGUACUGCAAGAAAACGGGCGAAAGGCUUUUUGAUAUUGGCGAGACGUGGGAUUUGAUCCAGGCUGAUAAGGCGUUUAAGGAGGGCUUGGUUGAUAUUGCGGUUGUUGUGAAGAAUUUGAAGGGGAUGGCACAGUGCAGUGGACAGGGCCCAGCUUUCAGAGAACGGGAUAUAAAGAAAGCCAUGAUGGCUACUAUAUCAGACCGAGAUCAGUUGAUUUGA